This is a messenger RNA of Acytostelium subglobosum LB1, 3153 nucleotides long. RefSeq lists its product as hypothetical. NCBI's taxonomy places the organism in Eukaryota, Evosea, Eumycetozoa, Acytosteliales, Acytosteliaceae. The annotation marks the transcript as partial. The transcript is spliced from 6 exons. Gene Ontology annotation, molecular function: zinc ion binding; SNARE binding. Gene Ontology annotation, biological process: endoplasmic reticulum to Golgi vesicle-mediated transport; intracellular protein transport; COPII-coated vesicle cargo loading. The record is from RefSeq and is a predicted model, not a curated record. Gene Ontology annotation, cellular component: COPII vesicle coat; endoplasmic reticulum exit site.
UCAAACAGAGAGAGAAUGUCAAGACGUGUCUAUCCAACAGACCCAACCAAUCUGUUGUCAACAGAUGCUUCACUUGCUGCUGGACAACAGCCAAUGAUGGGCACAAUGCCACCUCAACAGCAACAACAGGGAAUGCCAUAUGGCAAUGAUCAAUCAAACAUGAUGAUGCAACAACAGCAGCAGUAUCCACAACAGCAACAACAACAGUAUCCACAACAACAACACAAUCCUUCACCAACAUUCCCACCCGCCGUCGCCACGGCAACCAACAACUACAAUCAGCAACAGCCAAUGCAGCCAAUUCAGCCACUUCAGCCACAGGCCCCUCCCCCAGCUGGCGGUCCAACUCCACAGACCACAUUCCACACAUCCAAGCGACACUAUGUAGUUGACCCAGACAAUGCCACACCAGUGGUCAACGCAAUGUCUUCAAUGUCACUUGGUGAGCAGAAUCAGCAGCUGCAACAGCAACAGAUGCAUCAGCAGCAACAGCAGCAGCCAUACUCAGGCAUGCCAACCCAACCAACCUAUCCAGUCCAAUCACAACCAUAUGCUCCACAGCCAACCUAUACACCAUCGCCAGCAGUGGUGCCAACCCAGCCAUACCAACCACAACAGCCAGUGGUCCCACAGCAGCCCUAUCAACCGGUCGCCCCUCAACAACAUGCUACAUUCCCCGGCCAGCAGCAGCAACAACAGCAACAGCAACAGUAUGGAUACACUGGACAGCCACAGCAACAGCAACAGCAACAUCAAGGCUACACUGGAGCGAUGCCAGUCCAAGGCCAGACACAACAGCCAUAUCAACAGCAACAUGCCAACAUACCAUACAUGCCAAACCCAAUGCAGAUGGCCACUCAGCCCAUGGGCUCCGUGCCCUAUCACUCACAACAAGGUGGCAGCGGCGGCCUACCAACAAACAUUGAGCAGACCAUGCCUACACCAGAGAACCUCUGUCCCAAGUCCUACCUGAGAAUGUCAAUGAAUGCCAUCCCCAGCCAGGCAUCAAUCCUCAGCAAGAUACACAUUCCACUCGGUUGUAGCAUUCAUCCAUUUGCCAAUGAUGAAGCUAACCCAGUGCCGGUGAUCUCAUCGACCAUCGUCAGAUGUAAGAGAUGUCGUGCCUACAUCAAUCCAUUCGUCACAUGGUUGGAUGGUGGUGGAAGAUGGAAAUGCAAUGUUUGUGAUAUGAUCAAUGAUACUCCACAAGACUACUUCAGCCCAAUCGAUUUGACAACUGGCAAGCGAGCCGAUAUUGCCACUAGACCUGAGCUGCAGAGAGGAUGCGCCGAAUUCUUGGCCACGAGCGAAUAUACCAUCCGUGCCCCACAGCCACCCGUUUACUUUUUUGUCAUUGACGUCUGUUAUGAAUCAAUCGUCUCUGGAAUGCUCAACACUGCCAUAGAGGCAAUCAAGGCCUCGCUCGAUAACUUAGACUUGCCAGGAGACACUAGAACACGCGUUGGCUUCAUGACGUUUGAUGAUUCACUGCACUUCUAUAACUUGAAGUCGAGUUAUGGACGUCCACAGAUGUACGUUGUGACUGAGAUGGACAGCAUCUUUGUGCCACCAUUCGAGGAGUUCUUGGUCAACCUCAAGGAGUCCCGCGCCAUCGUCGACUCCUGUCUAGACAUCAUCAAACAGAUGGAGCGAAAGACACAAAAGGUCGAGUCCUGUCUCGGCUCAGCUUUGAAGGCUGCCUUCCAAAUUUGUCAAAAGGUUGGAGGCAAGAUUGUUGUAUUACAAAGUUAUAUACCUAGAGGACCAUUUGGAAAGCUGCCGAUUCGUGAGUUCCAGUCGUUGUUGGGUACAAAGAAGGAGACACAGCUGUUGCAGCCACAGGACGCUGGCGACUUUUACAAGGAGUUGGGCCUCAACUGCUCGAGCCACCACCUAUCAGUCGACUUAUUCCUGUUUGCCACCGACUAUGUCGAUGUAGCCUCGUUGUGCUGCCUGCCCCAGAUCACGGGCGGUGAGCUCUUCUACUACCCCGCUUUCGUUGCCAGUCGCGACGGCCAGACGUUUGCCGCCAAUCUGAUGCAGGUGCUGACCAGACCCACGGGUUGGGAGUCGGUUAUGCGUGUCAGGACCAGCCGCGGUCUCACCACCAACGUCUACCAUGGCAACUACUUCCUCAAGUCGUCUGACCUGCUAUCCCUGCCAACGAUCGACGCCGAAAAGUCCUUCACACUGCAGAUGGGCAUCACGGACAACAUCACCAGCAAGUACGUGGCAGUCCAGUGCGCGCUCCUCUACACUCACUCGUGCGGCGAGCGUCGCGUCCGUGUCUACACGGUCAGCAUCCCCGUCGUCGUGUCAUACGCUGAGCUGUUCAAGCAGGCCGACAUCUCCGUCGUGGCCAGUCUGAUCAGCAAGAUGGCCAUCGACAAGGCCCUGGCGUCUAGUUUGUCAGACGCGCGCGAGGCCAUCGCAAACAAGUGCGUGGACAUCCUGACGGCCUACCGCAACAUGCUUACAUCUGGCGGCUCGCAGACGUCCAACUCUGUCACGCUGUCGGCACAGACACCCAAGCUACAGCUGCCCGAGUCACUGAAACAUCUGCCUCUCUACGUUGUAGCCAUGGUCAAGAGCAUUGUGUUCACAUCGCGCCAGACGCACCCAGACAUGCGCGCAUUCCACAUGCACCGCAUGAAGAUGGUGGACAUCACAUCGUGCCUCAACUUUUUCUAUCCACAGUUCUACUCGCUGAUCCGUCCGCCCCAGCAGGCCGACCACCAGGGCGACGCCACACUGCCCACGGUCUCUGCACUGCCCACCUCGAUGAAGCUGUCGUCCGACCAGCUGUCGCGCGCUGGCAUCUUCAUCCUCGUGAAUGGCUUUGCCAUCUACAUGUACGUGGGUGAGGCGUGUCCACCCGAGACGAUCCGCGACGUCUUUGGCUGCGACUUUGUCCAGCUAGACGCACUGACUUUCCAGGGCCUGCCCACCAUCGACAAUGACAACUCUCGCUAUGCGCGCAAGGUGUUGGAGAUGGCACGCUCGUCCUAUCCCGAAUACCAACGUAUCUCUCUGGUCAAGUCCAACGACAAGCAGCAAAGCAUCGACUUUACAUCGAUGUUGAUCGAGGAUCGUACUCCAGAAGGUGGCUCCUACUAUGAGUUUAUCAUGCAAUUACAGAAUAGACUCCAACAA